Messenger RNA from Sordaria macrospora k-hell, 798 nucleotides. RefSeq lists its product as uncharacterized. Gene Ontology annotation, cellular component: DASH complex; spindle microtubule. NCBI's taxonomy places the organism in Eukaryota, Fungi, Ascomycota, Sordariomycetes, Sordariales, Sordariaceae. The record is from RefSeq and is a predicted model, not a curated record. Gene Ontology annotation, biological process: attachment of spindle microtubules to kinetochore.
AUGUCGCUCCUCCUGGCGCACUUGGAGCAAAUCUCGACGUCAUGCGAAAGCAUCGUCAGUCUUCCUUUCCCACCUCCCAAAAUCUUCACCAACGCCCUCCUCUCCAACCACGACAUCACGUCCCUGAUCCGCGACACCGAAGCCCACGAGCGCGCCCUCUUCUCCGUCCCUCCGCCUCCCCCCAAACCCACCACCCAGGCGCCCGACCCACCGAAGCCCGCGAACCGACGACAAACCAUCUUCAACGUCGCCGGCGGCGAGGUCACCACCGGCCCACCAGCCAACUCGACGCGCAGCAGCGGCCCGACGCGCCGUAACACAGCCGUGGCCGCCGUCCUAGGCGGGGAUCUUCACGCACAAAUAACGCGACGAAACGCUAGCGGAAGUGGCGGCGGCGGCGGACAAGGAGGAGGUGGCGGAGGCGAACUCGACAUUGAGGUGCUUUUGCGCGGCGCCGAGAAGCUAUGCACUGUAUACCCCUUGCCAGGCGCGCUGGAGAGGAUACCGGCGCAGCGACGAAAGAACGAUCAGUUGAUGAACACGCUGGCGUACUAUGAGGCUAGGGUGGCGGAGCAACAAGAGGCUUUGGACAGGUUAAACCUGGAGCGCUAUGCGGAAGACGAGGAAGAGGAUGGGGCUGCUGGCGGCAGAGAGAGCGCGGCUGCUAACGAUGUGAUGACGGAGGAAGAUCUAAGGAGGGAAGAGGAGGAGAUACGCGAUCUGGAUCGAAAGAGGAGGGAGUUGCAGGCGAGGUUGAGAGCCACGGAGCGCGAUCUCAAUGGGUUGAUGGAGUUUUGA